AAAACAUUCCCCCUUAAAUUUCCCCUUACAUUUGAAACGGAAGCUAACUUCAGCCUCGUAGCAACAGUUCAGUUUGACGUCUGGUGACUCACACAAAGCAGGAAGUGCUGCAGAUUUCUUCUCUCCUCCCACAUGGCGGCAGCAGGUGAAGGAGCUGGAUAGCGACGUGUCCAUACAUGGAAGGAGGAGGAGGAGAAACAGGAGGAGGUGUGGGCAGGUAUAUGCACUUUAGACGCGCUCCUAUAACUACAUGAAGACAGACCUUUACCGGGAGCUAAAGAGCCUCAAAAGAGCCGGACAUGGAAACACACGCAGAAAGGCACAAGCCGGCGAACAGCCAGCUGAUUUUUGUGCCUCACAAGGACACGGCGCGUCUCCUGGAGGUGUACGUCAGGCGCAGCCUCAGCCUGAACGACGGCGCGGUCUCUCACAAGAAAUCUCAGAAAAAAGAGAAAUGGGUGACCGUCCGAAAAAGGCGCCACUCCAGCGACCCCUCCCUCCACUUGGCUGUCCCCUCAGAUGAGGAGGAAAUCGAAGAGCGUAGUUUGUUCGAACCAUCAGACAAUCAGCCUGAGCCGUGUGUUGUUGAAGGAGCAGACAAUUCUGGCAAGAAGAACAAGAAACCUUCGUUUUGGAAGAAUCUGUUUGAGUUCUUCUCUCGGAAGAGUAGCGAGGACAAAGACGAAGAGCAGGAAAGUCCCGCUGAGACGUCCGAGGCCUCCGACGCUGCCAUCACCUGCCUGCCGACCGCCCCGAUCACCCCACGGAAUAAGAGUUCAAGGAAAAAGUCCAUAAUUAGGAGAUUCUCCAAAAAGAGACUAUCUCUUGUCAGACAAAAUACGACUGGUAAAGAGCUCAACGCUGCUGAUAUCACUGGUGUUGAAGCCGUCGUGAGUGUGGAACCGACUUACUCCUACUAUGAGAACGUGACGACAGAGCUAGAAAAAAUUGUGCGAGAGGUGAAAGAAAAAGAGGAAGAUAAGCCUCUAUCUAAAGAGGAACUAAUCAACAGGAUCAUUGCUUUGACAAAGGAGCAAGGAGACGCCAUUGAUGCCAAGCUGAAAGACAACCCCACCCUGAACACUUUCUUCCAGGGGAUGACCUACUCGUCCUUUCAGAAGCUGGCCGACGCCUACCUGGAGGAAGAAGCGACGCCCACCAUCGGCCCCCCCACCGUGCCCCCGACAGCCCCCGAGCUGGUCAAGCUGGCGUUCACGCUGGAGUUCACGGCUCAGAUCGCCGGUCUGUCCAAGCAGAACGUGGGCCACAUCAAAGGGCUGGGCAAGCGCUAUUUGCAGGACCGAUUCGAGUACACACAGGCCUGUACAGAUCAUCCAUGGUCCGACAGCGAUGACUGAGACACAUAAACCCAAAACUGCAAGUGAAAUCUUCACUUUUCUCACGCGUUUAAAAGGUCGUGUCACAACCACAAGUUCCUCAUUUUAGAUUUCGAAGCGUGUCAAAACAUAAAUUAAACUGUUCCUGUUUGCUUUUUCUAUUCUGUUGUCACUGAAACGGUGCUCCAACAGGACGUAUCUGCUUAUAAAAAGUGACAAUUUGAGUUUUACUUUGAGGAUUAGCCCAAGACGACCAUUUUGCUUUCAGUUUUCUCGGAUGAAAUCUGGAGAAAAGUGUUGAUAUUUUUAAUUGAGCCUGUGGUUUUAGGUCAUACAGUGAGAAAGGUUUGUUUUUUUUGUUUUUUUGUUUUGUCAGCAUAAUGCGACCAAAGAAAUCAUGAGGUGAUCUUGUGGACAGUGUCACAGAUUUGACGACUGACACGUCAUUACGCCUGCAGCUGCUUACAACCAGUCCAAGUGCAGCAGAGAAUUAUGUAACGAUCGAAUUGCGGCACCUAAACUAUUUGCAGAUUCCUGUUGUGUCAACAUGCUGGAACAUGGAGACAUUCUCCCUCAGAUUUUACCUGCCCCUGUAAUAGAUUUUUUUUAGAUUUUUACCCAUCAGUACAAACAAACUUGAAUCAGCCACGAAAUGAAGUUGCUGUUAAGUUACUGAGGUUAAACUUCAUAACACUUAUGUACAAAAAAAUGUUUAAAAAAAACAAAACAAAAAAAAACCCCUCAAUACUGCUGUGGUACGAGAUCCAACAGCUUGAAUCUUGGUUUGUUAAUUUCCUGAAGGCAGCGUAUGUAGAUGACGUACAUGGUACUGUUGGUAUUCUUGCACACUGAAGUCUGUUGUAGCAGCCGUCACCUGCGAUUCAAUGGGAAGCUACAGCAUAGCCAAAUUUACUGUCGUACCAAAGUUUACAUGAAAGCAGGCAAUAAACUAAUAAAGUCAGAAUACAGCUGAGCCGUCAAGAGCUCACUGAGCAGCUUUACUUGUUUUCCACUGAAAAGUCAAAUAUUCAAGGCACAAAGUAGUUUCUACCAACAACACUAAAUAUAUGCUUGCCAAGUCAGUGUGUUUACAUUGAUUUGAAAUGGAAAAACUUCUCUAUAUUUUUAUACAGAAGCUGAAAUGUGCAAUAUUUUUUAGACAUUUCUUUUGUUUAGCAGAUCUAAAAUGUGACUGUAAAUGUUUGUUGUUAUGAAUGCUGGCAUUCUCAUGACAUUCAAAUAAAAGACUCUUUCAA
This is a messenger RNA of Salarias fasciatus (jewelled blenny), 2593 nucleotides long. RefSeq lists its product as uncharacterized. Bases 300 to 1358 code for a protein of 352 amino acids. The record is from RefSeq and is a predicted model, not a curated record. NCBI's taxonomy places the organism in Eukaryota, Metazoa, Chordata, Actinopteri, Blenniiformes, Blenniidae. Gene Ontology annotation, biological process: regulation of extrinsic apoptotic signaling pathway. The transcript is spliced from 6 exons.